AAAUUGCCUUUGAGACAAACAGGACAACGUAUUCCGAAUGGGGAUUUGGUGUUGAUUGGAGUGGCUAAUCUCUCCCUCCGUUGUCUCCUUUUUGUUCGUGAAUUCUCCUACAAGGCUCCCAUUAUAAAUCCAAAGGGCCGGGUUUGUGGACGAAUAGACGUUGAACUCUCAACUACUAUCGUCUCUGACGAACAUAAACCCAGACAACUCUUUCCUACGCCAUCUACCUUGGAUCUUCUUGACCAAGGAUUCAUCAGUUCUGAUGGAAAUAUCCUCGAGUUACGUGUCUCAAUUAAGGAAGCUGUUGGAAUUCCGAAUACUUUCACAAAGAUGAUUCUCUGUCAUUACCAAAUGCUUGGGGUGGAAGAGCCGAUUGUCAUCCUUCCAAAGUUGGAGUCUCCCGGGAUCCAGGGACUACCAGAUCCUACAAAUCUGGAUUAUGAAAGUUCCCAACGUUGUACAUUCGGUCACAUGCGAAUUUUUCAUCUUCCACUAACUCGACAGGUGCUCUCUUGUCUUGCGGUUUACGUACUUUCCAUUGAUGUCUAUGGAAAUGUGCAGGAGGUUAACCUGAACGCCUCCAUUCGUCGAAUGUCAUCGAAUCGCGGUCAAGCGCUGAUAAAUUUCACUCCCAAAGGAGUCGAAAAACAAGACGGAUCUCAGUUGCAUCGUGCCAGUAGUCCACCACCAAUUCGAACCACCAAACUCCGCCGAUACAAGUCAGAUCUUGCCGAUCGACGUAAACCGAAUUUUCUAGGAGCUCAAACCAUGAAUAAGAUUACGAAUUCUCCCUCAAAUGUAUUUUCAAAUGACGUUGCCUCACGCUUAGCUGAGGAAUGGCUAAAAGUCCAGAGGCGGAUAGAUUUUUGGGUUGCCAUCGAAGAACUCUCUGAGGAAGGAAAUUUCAAGAAGGUAGCAGUUGUUCCUACCUCCGAUGUUAAGACUGGUGGGAUUUACCAACUUUGCCAAGGUUUGAAUAGGCGAAUUCGAGUGUUAAUUCGUCCAAAUGAACUUUGUCAAAAAGAAAGGGGGGUUUUGUGUCUAAUCUGUUCCGGGGUAUCUGAGGUCUCAGUGGGAUGCGUAACGCGGUAUUUCGCUAAUAGUGAAAAUGGGCAGAGCCAGUCUGUAAAAAAUCGAUAUACACCCGACUCGUAUCAGGAAUAUGACCUUGAAAUGGUGCGACAUAAUUGGUGCAAAGCAAUGGACGAAUGGCAAUCCUACCUUCAAAGCAAUCUUCAAGCUCUGGCAAAGAAACGUGAGAAGGAUGCCGGAGAUGAAGCGAAAGAAGGCUACCUGUUGAAUCGAUGGGUCUCGUCAAUUCAAGAACGAGAUGCAAUCCUUGUACCAGCACCUGGAUCUAGUCUUCCUGGGGCACCAGCGACGGAAAUUCCUCCGCUCGGGGUGGAACAACAUACUCCUCUUAUUUUUGCCGAUAUUGAUAGGGCGGCAAACAAGCAUCUGAUGGUUGGAGCUUGUUCCUGUCUGGAUGGUGAGGAUAGCAAAAGUUUCGUGACCUUGCCGGUGAUAAAGAAUUAUGCCACUCUAAUUGGUGCUCUAGCCUCCUGGGAUUCAAACUUGCAUGAGAGCGAUCUCCUCAAUAAAAUCACCCCUUCUUCAGAACGCAUUUACCUCAUUGUUAAAGUUAGUCGGCUGGACACCGAAUCAGGUGGGUCUUCUCCAUUUCCUCCUGUAGGUUACAUAGAGGGCAUGUGGGUUGAGUGUAUACUCCCGAUCUGUGAAGGUGUUUUGCCAAGCAAUCGUGUCCGUUCGGACCCGGGCCUACCACCUUCGUUCGUUCGCUCUUCUUCUUCUUCUGCUGCUGCUGCUGCUUUCCAUUUACUCUGCAUACUCCUUCAUUCAUUCUCCCCUAUUUACUUUCAACUUCUUGAAUAUCCACGUGGUCGUGCUCGAGUGUUGGCUCUCGCAAUUGGGAAAGAUUAA
This is a messenger RNA of Rodentolepis nana, 1941 nucleotides long. The record is from the annotation of a GenBank genome assembly. Lineage: Eukaryota; Metazoa; Platyhelminthes; Cestoda; Cyclophyllidea; Hymenolepididae.